Molecule: messenger RNA, 3582 nt
Organism: Drosophila ananassae
Lineage: Eukaryota; Metazoa; Arthropoda; Insecta; Diptera; Drosophilidae
Gene: Brd7-9
Product: bromodomain-containing protein 7
Exons: 5
Coding region: 152-2743 (863 amino acids)
Biological process (GO): regulation of transcription by RNA polymerase II
Cellular component (GO): nucleus
Source: RefSeq, a predicted model, not a curated record
GUAUCGGUAAGUAUAUCGAUAGGCGGCCUUAAACAUUACUUGGCAACCCUACCGCCCUGGCGUCUUUGGCCCAUCAAUUCGUUUUUAUUUUCGUUUAUUUAUGUACUAUUGCUGCCGGGCCGCCUAAUUUUUCGACGUUCGGGACCUAGAAAUGGGCUCCUCCAAGAAGCAUAAAAAGAAUAAGUCGGAGCGCCGCGAGAAAUAUGAAGAAUACAGUCAACACCAGGAUCCAGCGCAACUACAGCGCGGGCUUAAGUUAAUAUUGAAAGUUGGAUCGAAUGCAACACCGGAGUACAGUGCCAAUUCGCCCAUGGUGGAUGCUGGGCCGCCAACAGCCGCGGAGGCAAUGAUGUCACCAGUUCCGGAGGAACUCCAGGAACACCAGGGACACCGGGAACGUCAUAAGAAGUCCAAGAAAAAGAAGAAGAAGAAGGAUAGGGAGAAGAAACACAAGCACCAUAAAGAGAAGCGUCAUAGAAGUAGGGACCGCCACAGGGAUAUGGGAUCAGCGGAUGAGGAUAUUGUUCCUGGAGCCGACGAUGCCGCCUGUAGUGGAUUCGCUUCGCAGUCUAUUGCACCCCCGCCGGGCGAUGCCGAUUCGAGUCAAGAUGGAUUUAGUUUCAUGGACGACGAUCAGUCACAGCCGCUGCCAGAAAAUAUUCUCUUCUAUGCCGGUAUCAACACGGAUAACUCGCCGUCCAACUGUCCAGUGACAAAGCCCAUAGCGCCGCGCAAGCUUGAGGAUAUCCUCAUGGGAUCCUCGCCAAAUUCGUCCUCCCUUCAGUCGUCAUCGAUGGGACUAGCGGGUAGCAGCCCCACCAAGCCUUUACCAGAUCUCCUCAUACCAUCACCUUUGACCCCCGGCGGAGCCAGUUCUUUGAACGCUCUGACGCCCAAAGCGCUGGAGGCCCCAAAAACCCCCAGCACAUCCAGUGAGUCUGGCAGGGAGCCUAGAAGUUGUGUGCUUAAGUUGAAACAACAAAAAUCCCCCCUAAACAAGCUGCUUGAGCACCUGCUGCGCUUCCUGGAAAAGCGGGAUCCGCAUCAGUUCUUUGCCUGGCCAGUAACCGAUGACAUGGCACCCGGAUAUUCUUCCAUCAUAAGCAAACCAAUGGAUUUCUCCACAAUGCGCCAAAAGAUCGAUGAUCACGAGUACUCUUCUCUUACGGAAUUCAGUGAUGAUUUUAAGCUGAUGUGCGAGAAUGCCAUUAAAUAUAAUCAUGUGGAUACAGUUUAUAACAAGGCGGCGAAGCGAUUGCUGCAGGUGGGACUGAAACACCUGCAGCCGGAAAACUUAAUGCGAAGUUUGAAACCGCUCUCGGGCUAUAUGCGUGAGCUAACGGCCAAAGAGUUGGGCUUCGAAAUAAGCUCAAACGAUAUGGCACGGGAUGCUCACGAUUCGGCCGACGAGGGCGCUUCCACGGGAGCAGAAGAGCCCCCCACACCCGCCCAGCUGGAGGAGGAAGAACGAAAGCGGGCGUUACGCUUGGAAAAUGCACCCAAAACACAUUUCGAGCCGUAUGUGGAUGAUAUGACAAGUGAGGAAAUCCUGGCCCAAGUUCAAAACGCCGCCCAGCAAGCCAAACAACGGCUGAAUUCGAAGAAGAAUGCUCACAAAAUGGGCUUUCUACGGCAAACCAAGGAUGGCAGCACCACCUUGAACCUUCUCAUUAAGGAGGAGAAUGAGGGUCCUGAACGGGUUGUAACUAUUGGGGAUUUGGUGGGAAAACUGCAAACGGGCAGCACUCAACUCCAAGUCCGACAAGUCGACAAACGGAAUGCCCUGAAAACAGUCAAGCCGCUGAGCUAUGGAGCCUUUGCCAGCUUUGCACCCACCUUCGACUCGCGGUUUUCAACGUUAAGUGCCGAGGAAACCCAAUUGGUUCUCCGAACGUAUGGAGAUGCAUCCAGCGCUGAGUAUGCUGAGAGCAUUCUGCAGUUCACCAAGGAUUCCAGCUACGGCACAACCAUAGCAAACGGCUUGCUGGACAUUCUCACAAAUGGAGAGCACAGCAAAUCCCUGGAAGAGCUAUACAACAUGCAACUGCACUCGUACGAGCAGCGAGAGAUCGCGAAAUGCUUCGAGCAGGAGGAGGAAACUGCAGCGCAGCAGGAAACUGCCGAGCAAAUCGAGAAGGAGUACGAGAAAUACAAAAACACGCACGUAGACUUUAAGCGGCUGAAGUCCCUUCAAGACCUGGGUAUCGAUGUGAGCUUCCUGGACGGCAUGGAGACGGAAAUGAAGAAUUUCGAGCUCAACCAACGUAUGCACGAGCACCUGAGCCAAAAUCUGACGCUGAUAGAGAAACUGCGGGUGACCCAGCAGGAUCGCCUGUCACAGCCCUUGCCCAAUCACUUGGGUCUCGUGCAGCCGGCGGGCCAGGAGGAGAUACAAACGGCUGCUCAACUGACGCAACAGAUCAGUGAGAUGGCUAAGAAACUGCCGCCCUCCGCCAUCGCCGAUCCAUAUUCGCUGCGCAAAGCCAUGGGUAUGACAUACGCUGGCCUGCCCACACCGCAUCCCGCCUCGCCACGCGUUCAGUUGCCGGAGUUGCUGCAGCAGCCAGUGGCGAUGCCCCAGCUGCAGCCGGUGGCUAUGGACAUCGACGAACCCGAUGAACAGCAUGCUGGGUCUGGCGGCGAUCUGGAGAACGAGCUGCGCGAAUUCCUCGAAAGCGGAUCAGGUUUGCAUUCCGCGAAUCCUGCAGAUGACAACAGCAUCGUGGCCCAGUGGCUCAACUAGGGGAUCAGGAUAUCCCACAGACGCGCGCUAUGUUUAUAAUUGAUAAGAGAUAAAUAAGAUAGCAGAGAAGCAGGAACGAUGAUGGGAUGGGGAGUUUGCACUUGGAUCGGAAGUAGAAUAAUCGCGCGUAUCGGCUUGACCUUUGAAUAAGUCUGAUGGCUAUACUGGCUUAUUGUAUAACGUCCGCAGAUCCAAACAGAUAUAUAUGAUUUUUGUACCCCGGGCACACGCGACCCCCGCUAAAAAAAAAAACGGGGAAUGCUGGUAAAUUAAAUAAUCGCUUAAGUUCCUCCGCUCGCACGCAACACGCAAACGACCGUUACUUUUUACACACACACUGAUACCAAUAUUGCCGGACAAGUACAAGAAGAAGAACCGGAGACGGAGACGUUGAAAUUCCGGACGCGCCGGUGGCUGAAUGGGGACUGCGGACUUAUCAAGUCUGAAGACCCGGCUGCGCUUAAUUUGUGACGCCGACUGCGACUUACGUUCCACAAUAACAAAUCCCGGUGCGCACAGCCUUAGGAAUACCCAUCUGGCCAUUUUCCGGGCACGGAUUUGGGGUCAACCAGGCUGGAAAUCUAUGCUUUAUGAUGGUUUGAGAAAUAUAUUGUAAAUAAUAGUUAAUUAGGGGCAUAAACUGGGCGUUUUCAAUGUAAUUUGUAACUAAUUUGGAAUUACCAUCCGCACCUCCUUGUCCAGAACCAGUUGAGAAUUCUAGCAAAAAAUAUUAUAUUUUUUAACUUUCAAUGAAAAAAAAUGGAAUCUAAAACUCCAGCUUCCCCUUGAGAGUAUCAAAUUAAAUAAGUUUGAUGAUUCUAUUUUAAUUUAAAUAAAAA